AUGUUGUUGUUAAAUCAUCCACACAUUGCUCAAGUACAUGAUAUGGUCCUUGUGAAUGAUUACUAUUACAUGUUUAUGGAGUAUGUGGACGGUGGUCAAUUACUUGAUUAUAUUAUUUCGCAUGGUAAAUUGAAAGAGAAACAAGCAAGACACAUUUCAAGGCAAAUUGCAAGUGCAUUAGACUAUUGUCAUCGUAAUUCCAUUGUUCAUAGAGACUUAAAAGUCGAAAACAUCUUAAUAUCACGAAAUGGAAAUAUCAAAAUCAUUGAUUUUGGACUAUCUAAUGUGUUUACUGCUAGAUCUCAUUUAUCCACAUUCUGCGGGUCACUUUAUUUUGCAGCGCCUGAACUACUCGAUGGAAAACUUUAUACAGGUCCUGAAGUGGAUGUAUGGAGUUUUGGCAUUGUAAUUUAUGUAUUGGUGUGCGGUAAAGUACCAUUUGAUGAUCCUACUAUGACUGGUAUGCAUAGAAAAGUAAAGCAAGGACUUGUAGACUAUCCUUCUUAUUUAUCGACAGAAUGUAAACAUCUUUUACAGCGUAUGAUUGUGACAGAUGCAACACGGCGAGCAAGUAUGUCUGAAGUCAUUGUGCAUCCCUGGAUCAAUAAGGGGUAUGAUAAACUGGUUGAAAAUUAUCUUGUAAAAAGAAAACCUUUAAGGUUACCUGUGGACAACAAGGUCAUUGAAGGAAUGAAAGGGUUUGAGUUUGGAUCUAAAGAGACAAUUAAGGCAGAGCUAGAAUAUUUGAUUGAAUCAGAAGAGUAUCAACGAGAUGCCAAGCUUUUAGAAGCUCUAUCUGCUUCACCCAACGACAUCAGUCGUUCAAAUUCAAAGACUAGAAAGGCUUUUCAUCGCACUCAAGAUGAUCCCAUGAACAUGCCUGCUGCUUAUCACCCAUUAGUCUCCAUCUAUUAUUUGGUUCAAGAACGUAUGCAG
This is a messenger RNA of Gilbertella persicaria, 936 nucleotides long. RefSeq names its product kinase-like domain-containing protein. The annotation marks the transcript as partial. Gene Ontology annotation, cellular component: cytoplasm. The record is from RefSeq and is a predicted model, not a curated record. The transcript has 4 exons. Gene Ontology annotation, biological process: intracellular signal transduction; protein phosphorylation; microtubule cytoskeleton organization. Gene Ontology annotation, molecular function: tau-protein kinase activity; protein serine/threonine kinase activity; ATP binding. Lineage: Eukaryota; Fungi; Mucoromycota; Mucoromycetes; Mucorales; Choanephoraceae.